GUAAACCACGAAGAAGAAAAAAGACAAAGACUAGUGUUAUCUUCCUCUUGUUCUUAGACACAGUUAUGUAUUUCAGAUAGCAUCGCGUUUGUUUGUGUGUGUUUUUUUUAAUAGUUGUUACUUUGUUUAAAAAAAAAAGACCGGUCCGUGUUUUUAGCUCAAAGCUCUGUUGUCGAACAAUGUCGUCCGCCGUGGACUUCCAUUCUCAGAUUGCCUCCAUCAUGGAGGUGCUCGCUAACGCCGCCGUCGCUGAAAUUUGCAAAGUAGUGGAUGACGGCUACGCCGUAGUCCAGCUGGAAAUGUCUCGGAGCCAGAAGGAGAACGAGUUCCUCCGGCGAAAAAUCAAACUGCUAGAUUUGCAGGUCGCCAGGUACCGAGCUGAGAGAACCAGGGGAUCCGACGGCUCCGGCGGCAGCCGCUUCCCCGGAGUGCGCCUCCUCAAUCGGCAUAGCAGGGAACCACCGACCGGCCCCAAUCAACUGAGCAGACCCAGGUUUCUCAAUCGCAGCCCAGAACCUCAGCGGCCUCUGCAGAAGACCCAGCCAAUUAAUCUGGACCAGGACCCUGAUCAGGAGGUUGUCACCACCACCAAAACAGAGUUGGCAGAGCCUGAGGAUGACGAGCUCCUGAUUGUCAAGGUGGAGGGAGCAGUAGAAAGCAGCGGCAUCAUUCAUGAGCCAGCAGUAGAUGGCUGCAUUAGCACCAGAGGACACGAGGAGACUGUUGUACCGCUUGCUCCUGGGUCAGAGGACGCUGGCGACACCCGAGCGGCCAGAGGUCACAGUGAAACGGAGGUCAGUGGAUCCAACAUCAUCACCCUUGUUGUCAUCAACUCACCUGAAUCAGGCAAUACCCACAAUUCCAAGUUGGAUUUAAGAGAUGGAGGCAUAAGAGCAGGGGAGAAUCAGCUACUGGAUGUAAGCGUUGACAUGAGACAGUGUGGAGACGUGGCGCCACACUGGGAUGUCACAUCACUUUGCUGUGAUGAUGUACCAAAAAAUAAGAAAGAUGAAGAUAAUAAAGUGCCUGUAGCCAACAGCGAGGUCGGUUAUAAUGCUAACGGCAGCCACCAUACGCAGUUCUCUGUGUCAGAGGUGACCGUCAAAAUUGAUGGGCUGAGUUCAGAGAGGGAAGACGAGGAGUGCCAGUGGUCAAACAGAAUAGUUUUAGACCAAACAAACAAGGAAGCAGGCAGCGGGCGAGAUGGACAUGAAAACUUUACACCUUCCAUUAUUCAGCCUGCUCAGCUUCAACCAGCAGAGAAGAAUUCCGUGCAAGUCAAUUUGACAUCCCAGGCAGAGUGUGUGAUUCUCCCCCAGGAUGGGACACCUGGAACAUCUGUUACCCUGAUGACUCCCAACUACAGCACCGCGUACGAGGACUCUGAAACUAAAGACAAACCCCUCUACCAGCCCAGCUCUUCUCACGUUCCACUGCCUGGUCGUCUCACUCAGUCUCAUCGGAACUCCCAGAAACCAUUUUCACAUUUUGAUCAAAGACCUGGAAAUUCAAAAGGUAUGCAUGCGGCUUUCCUCCGUGCCGUGACUAUGGAGCGGCCAUAUAGGUGCACCAGCUGCACCAAGCGCUUCUCGCUGGAAUCUGAACUUCAGAAACACAUGGCGAGGCACAGGAGGCAGAAGCCCUACACCUGUCAGGUGUGCGGAAAAAGCUUUGUGUGUCCGAGUCAACUGGAAAUCCACAGAAAUGUUCAUACAGGCGAAAGGCCCUUCACAUGUUUGGUGUGCAACCGACGCUUUUCCCAUCCCAGCAACCUGAAGAGGCACCAAAAGAAUACAAAUCACAGAGUGGAACUGUCACACUCAGAGUUCAGUGCUCCGACCGAGGAUUGAUGAAAUGAAAGUGUUGCCUACAGAAGUCUUUUUGGCACUGUAUUGAUUCAUUGACUUUAAAAUCUUGACUGAUCCUUUCUUUUUUUACUUCCUUAAACUGUUGUGUCCAGUCUUACUGAGGAGCAAAUUAGACUUGCUGCAAGAGUCAUUCAGCCUCUUUCAAGAACACUUUGGUAAAUUAUCUGUACCUGCUUUUUGUUGUUUUUUUUUUCUUGUGAGUGUGACAUGCAUCAUUCAUCAAACACUCAUAAAUCCAGAUAAUUGCCUAAAUUACAUGUGUAAGACUGCUGACUUCCUCCUGUUUGUAGAUGGUCUUGUGCUUAUGAGGAGUGUUAACAUGAAAGUUUUCUGGUUUUUCUUUUUUUCAGCUAAACCAAUGUAAUUUACAGGAAAAUAGAUGCGUAAUGUCACAUUACUAGAUAUGCUGAUAUGUUCAAACACAUUUUGGCCCGAUCCCAGUAUAUACAGUUUUUUGUUUUUUUUCUCACUGAACACAGAGUCUCUCCUAUACCAUAGUUGACUUGUUACUCUUAUUGUGCUGCUCUACCUCUUGCAGAUGAAAAUGCAACAGAAACACCUGAUCCUACCCUAAAUAUAUCCUUUAUAAAUAAUGCAUUUGAGAUGACAUGAUUACAGUUUACAAAUUCACUCGUGGUAAAACAAGAAAUGGGCGGCACGGUGGCUAGGUGGUUAGCACUGUUGCCUCACAGUGAGAAGGUCCCAUGUUUGCUUCCCGCCUGGUGUGUAGAGUUUGCAUGUUGUCCGUAUGUUUAUGUAGGUUCCCUCUGGCUGCUCUGGUUUCCUUCCAUUUCCAAACACAUGCAGCUUAGCUGAACUGGUGACUCUAAAUUGUCUGUAGGUGAGAGCAUCAAUUUGUUUGUCUAUAUGUGGCCCAGUGAUGGACUGAUGGUCUGUCCAAACAGGAUGAUCCAUGCCUCUCUCCCAUUGACCACUAGGAUCUGGAAUAAGUCUAAUAAUAAUAACUAUAAAUAAAUAAUAAUGACUGGAAUAAGUGGGUUGAGAAAAUGAAUGAACAAAUUUUUUUUUAACUUGAAUGGGUUGUAAAUGAUGCUGGUGCCACAUUUCAUUUUUAUUUUCCGCAUUUCAUACUGUAGACUGUGAGAGAGACCUGAAAACAGGGACUCGAAGACGGUGAGUGAAGACUUUUCCUGCUGGAAUUCAAACAUGGGGACAAGGCAAACCACAUUCUGGAACAUGUGGUACACAUCUUAACCCCUCAGUCAUGGGGCGUGCCCCGCUACGUUUCAUUCUUAAGUAAAACGGAAACAGUAAAAUUUAGAACCACAUGCUGUUUCCUGUGAGCCACAAACAGCAAAGACACACAGUCAGCUCUCUGUUGCACAAAAUAAAUUAAAGAUGUGUCACAUAAGACUGAAAAUCUUCUGUUGCUUCAACAGUUUUGCAGUCAUGCUUCCUUUGAGAUAAUCUGACUAAAUAGUUUAGCUCAGCUAAAACCUGAUUGUUCAGAUCAGGUUAUGAGCACCACCACAUCCACCACACAACAGAACCACUGUGUGACCUGGAUGUUAACUACCCAGACAGACAACCAGUCUGUCCCCACCUCCUGAAAGUAACCACCUAUCAGGUGAUGUGGGAGUGUCCUUUACGACUUGUAGCCGCUGCUGGAAACGGCAAAGCUUAUCAGAUAUUUUUAUCGUCUAAAAGAUUAACUUUUUUUUUUUUUUUUUUUUUUUUGCGAGAAGAAUUGGAAUACAAGAAAGUUGGUGACUGCUGGAUGUGAUCUUCCGGUCAAACGUUACGCGUACCCCCCUUCAGUAAACAAAGCAUAGAAUCUGUGUUACCGGAGUGUGUGUGUGAGAGAUGUAUUUAUCAUUUGCCCAUAAAGUUAAAUUAGCAGUUUUAAGCAGUGUUAAAGCAGCAUGCCAGGUCCACAUUGUUCCGUGGAUGACUCGUGUGGGAUGCAAAAAUGGAAACAGCAAAUUUUCUCAGCACAGGAGUGGAAACAAGCCACUGCACAUUGCAUUUGCGAUUCAUUGUACAUCCUACACACUUUUCCAAUGGAAUUACAAGAUCCCGAAGAAUGUGCUGAGUGAACUAAAUUAGUAAGUUAUAAUUACUGUUUUUACUUUUUAUCUGUUACAUAUCCAACAGAUAUUUGCUAAUGUAAUGUCUCUAUUACUGUAUACUACUGCAUAGAUCUGGUGAUUCAUAAUGUGUAGUACAGUGCACUGCUUAUCAUAUUUAUAUCUACAUGGUGUAUAUUACCGGCAUACAGAAUAUAGGCUAUAUGAAAACCUAGAAAUGGACAAGUCUCAGUCUGUAUAACCUGUGCGUUGCGUAGCCAUGCAAGUUUUGCUUGUCUUUCUGUAUGACAUACCUGUUAAUAUCUACAUACAUACAAGGGGGCUUUUGCGUGCUGCAGAUGUCUCGUUUUCCCAACCAUCUGGUAGUUGUAACGGAUCGGGAAUUGUCAGCGUCAGUUGUCGGUAAAGAUUUAUGUUCUUUUUUUUUAAUGGCCUCUCAUUUGUCUUCUUCAGUUAAAACUACAUUGCCAUUUUGUAGAGUGAGUGCGUCAGCCAAGUUAUUUCUUUUGCUUUCCACCUGCUGAAUUCUGUCAAAACGUCAACUUUCCAGCACUCAAAAUCUGCAAUAUUUACAUUGUUGUCGGAGCUUAUGGUGUGCUUUGGGUAGCUAUGAAUUUCGACCCGGCCCAGCACGCACCGCACAGACUGAGGUGCUGAAUUGGCUUAUUGUAGCUUCCUGUUGGGCCCAACCUUUUGAGGGGGGGCUAGUGACUGUGGCACCUGUGAGAUGAAGUAUUUGUGAGCAUUGUGACCUUCCAGGAAAUAUGGAGGGAAGUUUUAAGAAUUUUUGCAAAUAGAUGAGUUACUCAAAGAAUGUUCGAUCAGUUGUGAUCAUUAAACGUGUGUGUGUGUGUGUGUGUGUGUGUGUGUGUGUGUGUGUGUGUGUGUGUGUGUGUGUGUGUGUGUGUGGAUGAAUGCAUAUUUGUGAAGUGUUUAGGAUACCAUUGUAGAGUCUCGUCUCGUGUGCGUUCCCAGGUCUGCUGGGUGUUACCCUACCAUUUUGAGGGGGGAGCAGCACAUUGGUAUUUCUGUAAGAGCUUUUGCAGUUUCUCUUAGUUUAAUUGUAUCCUCUUCAAAGAUAUCCUCAGUUGUUACUUUCGGGUGCUCUUGCCUAUUGAUUUGCUGGCAUUCUUCUAGUAUAUGUUUUUGGGUUUCUUCCUCAGUAUUGCAGAACCUACUGGAUACAUUGGCAUAUUUAUUCCUAUAGUUGCAUUUUACUGCCAGUAUUCUUGUUCUUGCCAUCAUGAUGCUGUGUGCUUCCAUCCUGUUUUGUUUGUCCAGGUAGGGUUUCCUUUUUCCUGUUUCCAACGUUUUUUACGUUUUCAAUGUAGUGUUUUACCUUUGAUUUGAUCUCUCCUUGUUCUUUAAUAUUCUUCAUUAGCUGUAAACCUAUUUUUCUUUUUAUAUCUCCUUUGCUUGUUUGAUCCAUUAUUUGCAGUUUUUCCCUAGUCUUGUUGACUUCCCUUUUCUAUGGUUUACUGUUGCUGUUGAUUAUAUUUUUCAUUAGGUCUGAUCCUACUGUAUUUAUCCUUUUUUGGAAGUUGACCUUGUUUUUUUGUAUUAUAUGGUCUAUAUCCCAGUGUCUAAGAAAUACAAUCAGCUGAGGUCAGACAUUGUUACUCAGUCAAAUACUAAUUGCAAACACCUUUCAAUUUUUUUUUUUUUCCCCCAUUUCAAGACUUAAAAAAAAAUUCAAAUGGAAUGUACUCUGAAAUGCAUCAGCAAAGAGUUAUAUCUUCCUGAUGUUGCAUCUGUUUUAUGAGGCCAUUGCCCAUUCCUCUUUGCAGCACCUCUCAAGCUCCAUUAGGUUGAGCGUUGGUGCACAGCCAUUUUCAGAUCUCUCCAGAG
Molecule: messenger RNA, 5764 nt
Organism: Thalassophryne amazonica
Lineage: Eukaryota; Metazoa; Chordata; Actinopteri; Batrachoidiformes; Batrachoididae
Product: zinc finger protein 782-like
Exons: 3
Coding region: 180-1850 (556 amino acids)
Biological process (GO): regulation of transcription by RNA polymerase II
Cellular component (GO): nucleus
Molecular function (GO): DNA-binding transcription factor activity; RNA polymerase II cis-regulatory region sequence-specific DNA binding
Source: RefSeq, a predicted model, not a curated record